AUGAAUGAGUCUUUUGCAUUCUGGUUCCCAUUAGCUUGGACAAUGGUCGGCGCCAUAUUCACCGUGUUGUCUUUUCUCUGGUCCGUGGUGCCAGCACCUCCUGUGCUUCUCGAGAUCUUGACCGAACUCCGGAAAAUGACCAAAGGUCACCCGAAGAUCCACAGAAGGCUCGAGCCUUUCUCACUCAAAGAUUUCUUGAAGACUCAAGCCAAAGUCCUGGCCAGAGAACGGACACAGACAACGCCCAAUCCAUUCAUUGGCUUGGAUUGA
Plenodomus lingam JN3 is the source of this 270-nucleotide messenger RNA. Lineage: Eukaryota; Fungi; Ascomycota; Dothideomycetes; Pleosporales; Leptosphaeriaceae. The record is from RefSeq and is a predicted model, not a curated record.